This is a messenger RNA of Cyprinodon tularosa, 2896 nucleotides long. RefSeq names its product ETS variant transcription factor 5a (gene etv5a). The record is from RefSeq and is a predicted model, not a curated record. The transcript is spliced from 12 exons. Gene Ontology annotation, molecular function: DNA-binding transcription factor activity, RNA polymerase II-specific; sequence-specific DNA binding. NCBI's taxonomy places the organism in Eukaryota, Metazoa, Chordata, Actinopteri, Cyprinodontiformes, Cyprinodontidae. The coding region runs from base 111 to 1658 and encodes 515 amino acids. Gene Ontology annotation, biological process: cell differentiation; regulation of transcription by RNA polymerase II. Gene Ontology annotation, cellular component: nucleus.
GAGGCGGCACACCAAGGUGCUUGAUGGGAAACCCUCUAUAGACGUUUCACCUGUUUUAUUCCACUGUUUUCCCAGAUAAUCCACCCGCCUCCCUCUGUCACACAGAUAGCAUGGACAGAUUCUACGACCAGCAGGUCCCUUUUAUGGUCCCACCCAGUCAGAACUCUGCCGCAGAUGAAGCGCCCAGCGGCCGGCUUCUGAACGACAGGAAGAGGAAGUUCGUGGACACGGAGCUCGCCCAGGACACAGAAGAACUCUUUCAAGAUCUGAGCCAGCUGCAGGAGAUCUGGAUCGCAGAAGCCCAGGUUCCUGAUGAUGAACAGUUCGUCCCAGAUUUCCAGUCAGAGAGCCUGAUGUUUCAUGGACCUCCGCCGGCCAAGAUCAAACGAGAGGCCGCCGCCGCCAAGGAGCUGUCCCCGUGCCACCAGGACCGGAGUCCCAUGCCCUACGGAGAGAAGUGCCUUUACAGCUACAGUGCCUGCGACGGAAAGCCGAACCCCGGAUUCAAGCCAUUAACCCCCCCCUCCACUCCAGUGUCUCCCUGCCUCCCCAGCAGCACAGCGCUAACGCAGACCCCGCCUCCUCGUUCCCACGUGGCCAACCAGACGCCGGGGCUGCGGCAGCUGCAGCCACCUCCCAGCCAGCACGCUCUGCCCGCCCAGAGCCCCCCCUUCGCCGUGCCCUGCGCCCCCCCCAGCCAGGAUGCAAACAGCUUCACGGAGCACAGGUUCCAAAGGCAGAUGUCAGAACCAUGCAUCCCUUUCCCCCCGUCUAAGAGCCAAACCCACCCCCCGUUCCUGCAGCAACCCCCCAGCAGCAACAGCCUGACCCGCGACGGUCGCCCUCCCUACCACCGGCAGAUGUCCGAGCCGCUGGUGGCCGUUCCUCCUCAGGGCUUCAAGCAGGAGCUCAUCGACCCUCGAUACAGCGAGCAGGGCGGGGCCCCCAUGGGUCCCCCCCGUCAGCAGGCGUUCCACCCUAUGGCCAUUAAACAGGAGCCGCGGGACUUUUGCUUCGACUCUGAAGUGCCUAACUGCCAGUCGUCCUUCGGGAGGGCGGGGAGCUUCUACCAAAACCCCCAUGAGAGCUACGCGUACGACAGAGAUUCCCAGCUGUACUUUGAUGACACCUGCGUGGUUCCUGAAAGGUUAGACGGGAAAAUAAAACAGGAGCCUUCUGCUUACCGGGAGGGCCCUCCUUACCAGCGCCGCGGCUCCCUGCAGCUUUGGCAGUUCCUGGUCACCUUGCUGGACGACCCGGCAAACGGACACUUCAUCGCCUGGACCGGGCGGGGCAUGGAGUUCAAACUCAUCGAGCCCGAGGAGGUGGCUCGUCGCUGGGGAAUCCAGAAAAACAGGCCGGCCAUGAACUACGACAAGCUUAGCCGCUCGCUGCGGUAUUACUACGAGAAGGGCAUCAUGCAGAAGGUGGCGGGUGAACGGUACGUCUACAAGUUCGUCUGUGAUCCCGAGGCUUUGUUCUCCAUGGCGUUCCCCGACAACCAAAGGCCCAACCUGAAGGUGGACCUGGACGGCCUGCAGGGCCUGGAGGACGACACCGUCCCCCUCACCCACUACGACGACGCCGCCUCCUACCUGCUGGAGGCGGGGGAGCAGUGUGCCCCCGCUCUGGCCUUCCCUGACAACUACGGCUACUGACAGGCUGCUUGUGUCCUGACGCACAACACACACGUACAUGCAAACACUCCCAAAGUUUCUCCUCGCGCCCGCUCUGAAAUUUCAGAGCUGGAACCGCAGAGCUGCCUGGAGGGGAAAGUGACCUCUGCUCCUUCCGGGUUCCAUCUUCUGCUCCCUGGAAAAUCCCUCUGAAACCUCCGGAAGCUCGGCAGCUCGUAAACGAGGGAAGAACCCGCCGCGGCUCCUUUCGCCGCCAGGAGAGGUUCCUGAAACCAGGGCGAACUGGACUCUGUAGCUCCAGCGCUCUCCAAAGCAAGGCGAGGGCCGUCGUUGCCACGGAGACCAAAGCCCAGCGGCUUUGAGCGGACUGACAGACGCUCUUUGUACGAGACGGCGGGAGUCGUCGUUUUGUCCGACUUUGUGACAAUCUUGUUUAACUUAGAAGCAACCAAUCACAAGCCGUUUCAGAUUCAGCACUAUUCUGUCCAGAGUUGCCUUUCUGGGCUCCCAUGUUUGCAUCCGAUCAGUGAAAGGGCUUCGAUUCGCUUAAAGACUUCGUCUCUGUAGAUAGAACAUCCUUUUUCACAGCGGACUGUGGGCUUGUUGGUUCAGCUGCUCUGUUACGUAAAUGUUGUUUGAUUCUGUGUAAGGUUUUCUGUGCAGCCCCCGCCCCCCCCCCCCCCCCCCCUCACUGAGGAGAGCACAUGGCGCUCCCUGUUCCCCACAUCAUGUCCUAAUUUUCUGUUGUAUCUGGGUGCUUGGCGUAUCCUCUGCAGUGUUCUCGCUCCUCUGAUGCCCCGGUACGGCGGUGGCAUCAGGAGGCUGCAUGCUCACACAGACGGCGUGGGGGGGGCCCUCUGCAUGCUGGAAUCAGUCCGCUGACAUAUCCCUACUGGAUUUGGACACAGUUUGUGAUAUUCUUUUUUUUUCUGGGGGGGGGGGGGGUCUUUUCGUUUUUGAAUUUCAAGCAAAGAAAAACUUCUAUAAAGUAUCUAUUUUUGCUAUAAGGCUGCAUUGGUUUUGAUUUGAAUGUGUUAAGCUAUAAAAUGCAGCCUGUAAUAAAGAUGAUGACGACGAUGGCUCCGGGUUGGACAGCAAACGAGGACGCGUUCCGUCCCACAGAGGCCAAAGCGAAGAAGAUCCCGUCCAGCCCGGACGCACGGAGGAUCUGCUUAUGUACAGAUUUCAGCCCCCGCCCCCGUCUGUUUCUUACUCUGCUGAGUUUCUGUACCGGGUACAAUAAAAGCUCCUUGAUGAUA